Molecule: messenger RNA, 2611 nt
Organism: Hemiscyllium ocellatum (epaulette shark)
Lineage: Eukaryota; Metazoa; Chordata; Chondrichthyes; Orectolobiformes; Hemiscylliidae
Product: transcription factor atf-2-like
Exons: 1
Coding region: 128-598 (156 amino acids)
Biological process (GO): circadian rhythm; regulation of DNA-templated transcription
Cellular component (GO): nucleus
Molecular function (GO): DNA-binding transcription factor activity; DNA binding
Source: RefSeq, a predicted model, not a curated record
GCCGAUCAGAAACCUCAGCGGAAGACAGAUCUGCAGUAGAGGCGGAGCUGAGAGCGGCCGCGGGCACAAAAGUGCGGCUGGAAGGCUUUGGGGGUGUGUGUGUGUAUAUAUAUGAAGGGAGGAGGGGAUGGUGAUGUAUGGAAUGGCCACGGCAUCGAGUGUCCUUCCUUAUCCGCGAAGAAUGGCUCCUCUUGCCCGCCGGAGCCGCGAGUUCACCCCGGAAGAGCUGAAGGACGCGGUUUACUGGGAGCGGAGACGCCGGAACAACGAGGCGGCGCGCAGGUCGCGCCAGAAGCGGCGCCGCCGGGAGUUAGUGUUGGAGCAGCGGCUGUUGGAGUUACUGGAAGAGAACUGCCGGCUCCGGGCUCACCUGGUGGCGUUGCGCCUGCCGUCAGCCCCCCACAGUGACAAGCAGCCGGAUACAGGCGCUACUCAGCAAGCUAGGAACAGCGGUGAGCCAGCCUGGCUGAGGAGUUUACCGCACAAACUCCGUCUGAAAAUCUCCUCCCCUGGCGGCAGGAACGCCAGUUUGCAGGGCUCGCAAUCUGGCUUCGCUCAGGAGGCGCAGCACUCCUCCCUAGCUGAACCGCGCUGUUAACUGAAGCUAAGACGAAUUCCCCUCACCCUUGUCCUAGACGAGGUGGGGAGAAAUUGACGCCUGCAUUUACUUUAUCUCCACAAGUGUGACUGUCGCCAAGAAAACAAACUUUCAGACUCUUUGUAUUCCAGUCUCGAAAUAGCUGGACUUUACACCUCGUGACUUUUAGACCUUUUGUUUUCGACUUCGUACGUUCUGGUUUAUUGUUUAAGCGGGCUUUCUCGCUAUAUUUUACUUUUUUUUGUGCAGACUGACUAAAUGGGGAGGCAUUUGGCCUAGUGGGAACCUGGGUUCGAAUUCCAUCAUGGCAGAAAGUGAAGUUUGAUUUUGUUUUGAAUUCAAUCUAAAAUAAGAAUUGUGAAAACUCAUCUGGUUCACUAAUAACCUUUUGGGAAAUGAAUGCCAUCCUUUAUCUGACCUACAUUGACUCCACUGUGGCUCACCAUUAACUGCCCUUUGGGUAAUUACUGAUGAGCAACAAGUGUUGCUGUAGCUAAUUGUAACCACAUCCCAACAUCCAGAGCAGAGUGAUGUUGAGGUCAGAACCAAGGUUCUAGCUUUUUUAAAAGGCAUGUGGAAUACAUACUUAAUAGUGGUUUAUUUAAAAUGCGGAAGGCUCUGUCUCAGCAACCAAAUUAGUAAAGACGGUCGUAAAAUGCGAACUGCGCCUGUUUUCAUUCGACAGUGUUAUGGCUGAAAAUACCUCGUUCAGUCACUGAAUCAAACAUUCCCAUGGAACUUUCAACACGUGACCUAAACUGUAGCAGUUAAGCAAUUGGGAUAGAUUUUAAAGGUGAGAUGUGAUCUAUUUUCUACAAUAUCGAAAGCAGAUAGAGCAGGGUAAUUUGAUAUAUCAAUACGUCAUCAGGCACUUCCCCUCCUUCUCCAGGAAUAGUAAAAACGAUUAUAAUCCCGUCCACAUUUGAUCUCUAAAGCAACAACUGAAUCAGGAAUUUUUUGGGGGGGCGCGACAUCCUCCAACGAGGUGAGUUUUCUACUGAGCGGUCCUCAUCUACAUGCAUGUGUUCGCACAAGGAAUUAACAUGGAGUUGAUACAUAAUCCUAAUAUCCUGUCUAACGCACAAUUUAUCACAAAUACUUGCAUAUGGAGGGGGAAGUUCGUGAUUUCAACAAACAUGGAAAAUGGCAGUCGUCAAUAAAACGGAUAAAUUAAAGCGAAUACUUAACAACAUUUAGUUUUAAUGCUGUGAUUAUUCCAGCUUUUUGUAGGGAUGACAUUCUGGUGAAUUGUUUUUUAGAUUAGAUUAGAUUUACAGUGUGGAAACAGGCCCUUCGGCCCAACAAGUCCACACCGACCCGCCGAAGCGCAACCCACCCAUACCCCUACAUUUACCCCUUACCUAACACUACGGGCAAUUUAGCUUGGCCAAUUCACCUGACCCGCACAUCUUUGUGACUGUGGGAGGAAACCGGAGCACCCGGAGGAAACCCACGCAGACACGGGGAGAACGUGCAAACUCCACACAGUCAGUCGCCUGAGUCGGGAAUUGAACCCGGGUCUACAGGCGCUGUGAGGCAGCAGUGCUAACCACUGUGCCACCGUGCCGCCCAUUAUUUCAUCGUUUAGAAUCUAAAGCGCCCUAAAAAUUGGACGCACAAGAUUUAUUUACUCUGUUUUUAUGUAAGAUUUAUACGGUUUGUUCUGGAGGAAAAUCUUGGCAGGAGAAUCCGUUUUCCAGCAACACUGGUAAUAUCGCCUCCCUCACCUUUCGCUGUCUUCAUUUGAUUCUCCAGUCUUUUUUUUGGAAUGGAGCUGAAUCGUGUUUUGUUGACGCAAAGCCCACUCGUGAUAUUCUAGAUCUGAAUUGUUUGAAGGUAUAGGGAGGCGUUACAUUUUUUUAAACUUGAUUUUGUAUUACAUGCAUCUACUACUUUAGUGUUCUUUUGCAGAGAAAUACUAAUGGGUUUUGGAGAAACAAACCGUUUGAUGUGAUUAUAUUGCAUAGAACCUUUUUGGAAAUAUGUGUAAACUUGAAGCAUUUAAUUAUUCAA